AUGCCUGGUAUGCAGCAUUAUAUUUUAUCUCGUAUCGACGCCAUGGCAGAGCGUGGCGUGGACUUGUCAACUCUCAACACAGUUCAACAGGCGAUUCUAUUCAUUCUGCUCAUGCUGGGCUCUGUCAUUUUCGUCUCUCUUGCCGUCCUCAUGGUCCGCAAGCGAGCCUUUGAAGCAAAGUUCCAAGGCGUUUCAAAAGAGCGCAUAGCAUCUUCUCGAAAUUCAAUGCUAGAAUCCAACAAUUUAGAUAAAGGUCACGCUGAGUCUACAAGUCUCGCUCUCAAGGAUCAAACUUGUACAUCAAGACAACAAGCCGCAUUGGCCGUGGAAGAAGUCUCCGGAGUCCAGGCCACCAAUCCCCAAAGUCCAUGGGACGACGGCGACGAAGUCACAGUUGCAGAUACAGUCCGACAACAUCACCAUCAUCAUCGGGUAUUUCCUAUGGCCGGCGUCGGAGCCCGACCAGAUCUAAAUAAUCACCCACGCGACGCGGCCCCAGUCACACUCUACUCAGAUGAAUCCGAAUCACCAAAAUCCAAGCUCGAAGGAGUGAUCCGUGGCACGCAGAAAUACUUUACUUCAAAAGGACUAAUUUCUCGCAACUCGCAAUUCUACGGCUUGACAUCUGCUGAACGGGAAAAACUGGGCGGAGUCGAGUAUAAGGCCGUUUCAUUCCUUUCUGUCAUUGUUGCGCUCUAUUUCUUCCUAUUCCUUCUUCUUGGCAUUAUUGGUGUUGGAAGUUGGCUACAUACUAACCAUCCAGAAGUGGCGGAGGUGAACGGACUAUCGCCGUUCUGGACUGGUGCUUUCUUUGCUGUCUCGGCAUUUGUGAACAGUGGCAUGGCUCUCUUGGACAAAAACAUGACAGCCUUACAAUUAAACGCAUACCCUCUUCUAACUAUGGUAUUGCUCAUUCUGGCUGGAAAUACACUCUACCCCUGCUUCUUGCGAUUCAUAAUUUGGAGCUUGAAAAUUAUAGUCCCCGAUCGACCAGAGUGGGCAUCAUGGCGAAUCACCCUUGAUUUUAUUUUGGAUCAUCCGAGAAGGGUAUAUACGAAUCUCUUCCCAGCGCGUCAUACUUGGUAUCUCCUAGGGACGAUCAUUGUUCUCAACGCCAUCGACUGGGCUGGCUUUGAAAUCUUGUCUAUCGGAAACAAGGAGAUCGAGUCUCUUCCAUCCGAGUAUCGAGUACUAGAUGGACUAUUUCAAGCAGCGGCUGUUCGAUCUGGAGGAUUCUAUGUCGUGACGAUUUCGGAUUUGAGACAAGGUCUCCUCGUUUUAUAUGUUCUCAUGAUGUAUGUCUCAGCAUUCCCAGUGCUAGUCACAAUGCGCAACACAAACGUCUACGAAGAACGCUCCCUGGGAAUCUACGCAAACGACGAAUCCGACUCCCCCUCAAGCACAAGCCGAAGCAACGUCCUCGUAGACCUAAUCCGCCUCCACCUAGGCCGACCAAACGCCUCCGAAAGUUCCCGCGGCUACUUCGUCCACCAACAACUCCGAAGCCAACUAAGCCACGACCUCUGGUGGAUAGCCCUAGCAGUAUUUUUCAUCUCCAUCGCUGAAUCAGACCACUUCAACAAUCAGCCCGUGGCAUUUGCAACCUUCAAUGUGAUUUUCGAAGUUGUAUCCGCGUACGGAUGUGUAGGUGUUAGCGUUGGGUAUCCUGGGAAGAAUUAUUCUUUCUGUGGAGCGUGGCAUCCUAUUAGUAAGUUGAUUCUGGCGGCUGUUGCUUUGAGAGGAAGACAUCGGGGAUUACCUGUUGCUAUUGAUAAGGCGGUUAUGUUGCCUAGUGAAUCUUUGGCGUGGGCGGAGGAGGAGGAUGCUGCUUUGAGGAGGGAGAGGACUAGGGCCUGGGGACAGGAGAGAAUGCCUGCUGGGGUGGUUUAA
Molecule: messenger RNA, 1890 nt
Organism: Penicillium angulare
Lineage: Eukaryota; Fungi; Ascomycota; Eurotiomycetes; Eurotiales; Aspergillaceae
Exons: 7
Coding region: 1-1890 (629 amino acids)
Biological process (GO): potassium ion import across plasma membrane; intracellular potassium ion homeostasis
Cellular component (GO): plasma membrane
Molecular function (GO): high-affinity potassium ion transmembrane transporter activity
Source: RefSeq, a predicted model, not a curated record